Molecule: messenger RNA, 2049 nt
Organism: Odocoileus virginianus texanus
Lineage: Eukaryota; Metazoa; Chordata; Mammalia; Artiodactyla; Cervidae
Product: endogenous retrovirus group K member 10 Gag polyprotein-like
Biological process (GO): viral process
Molecular function (GO): zinc ion binding; nucleic acid binding
Source: RefSeq, a predicted model, not a curated record
AUGGGUCAAAGUAGUAGUAAACAGUUCUUUGUUUCUACGUUAAAAAUUAUGCUAACUGCUCUAAAGUUUAUAACUCCUAAAAAUCUGCAGCCUACCUCCGGGACAGUUGAACACAUUUGCGAGUCCCCGGAAGACCCAAAAUCUAGUAAAAAGGAGGCUGUUGCUUUAACAUCUGACUCAGAGUCUGAACUCUCUCAUGAGGAUCAAGGAGAACUAGAUGAGAAAGCAUUUGAGUACAAUAGAGAGAAUUGGGAUGCUUUUAUUGUCACAAAAGGGAAGGACAAGGCAUCCCCCUUUUUGGAACUUAAAGAAAUGUUAACAUCUAUAUCACAGAGAGUGGAGCAGUUAGACUUGCUGCCUCCUUCGGGUCCCAAGCCGCAGCACUUCAAUACACCGUCUGUUGUGGCAGGACUGGAUCCCGCUCCGAUUCCUCCUAUGCCUCCUCCUUUGGUUGAGGCUCCCUUAAUACCUACAGCUCUUGUAUAUUCUCCUUUGAAAUUUGAAAAACCCGUCCUUUCCCCACUUCAAAUGGCUGUGAAACAUGCUAGAGACCAAGGAGAAAGCCUUGAGGGAUAUUCCAUGAUUUUUCCAGUCUUUGAAGACGCUAACCGCCGCAGGUAUCAUGAGCCUGUUCCAUUUAAACAGUUAAAGGAGCUUAAGCAGGCUUGUGCCCAGUAUGGACCCACGGCACCUUUUACAUUAGCUAUAAUUGAGAGCCUCGGAGCCCAAUAUCUGCCACCCAACGAUUGGAAAGCUAUUACACGCGCCUGCCUUUCUGGAGGCGAUUAUUUGCUCUGGCGCUCCGAGUAUGGAGAAGUUUGUGGUCUUAUUGAAGAUCGUAAUCGCCGUAAUGGGUUACAAAUUAAUUUUGACAUGCUAAUGGGAGAAGGAGUCUUUAGGGCUCUUGAUGCACAACUAAAUUAUCCAGAACAAGCUUACCUUCAGAUUAGUGAAGCUGCAUUAAAAGCCUGGAAGAAACUUCCCGUUUCUAAUAGAAAGACUGAAGAUCUUUCGAAAAUUCGGCAAGGGCCUGACGAGCCUUAUCAGGAUUUUGUUGCUCGUCUAUUAGAUGCAAUAUCUAAGAUUAUAGGAGAUGAAGAGGCAGGUCUUAUUUUAACAAAACAGAUGGCCUAUGAGAAUGCAAAUGCUGCGUGCCAAGCCGCUCUGCGACCUUACAGGAAAAAGGGAAAUUUAACAGAUUAUGUUAGAAUUUGUGCUGAUAUUGGCCCUUCUUACCUUCAAGGGCUUUCUAUGGCCGCAGCUAUUCAAGGAAAGUCUAUUAAAGAGGUUUUGUACCAACAAGCAAGGAAUAAGGGAAAUAUAAAAAGAAGCGGGCCACCAGGAAGCUGUUUUUCAUGUGGACAAAUGGGACAUCGUAUGGCUCAAUGCCCAAAAAGGAACAAUAACCCUGAUUCGGCAAAAAAUCCUAAUGUCUGCCCUAGAUGUAAAAAGGGAAAACAUUGGGCCAGAGACUGUCGUUCUAAGACUGACAUAGAAGGUAAACCUCUGCCUCCUGUCUCGGGAAACUGGGUGAGGGGCCAGCCCCAGGCCCCGAAACAGUGUUAUGGGGCACUCAAAGCCGAGUCACAACCAAACCUGAUCGACUUGGUAUCGAAAACCUCUACCGAGCCACCCCAGGCAGCGCAGGAUUGGACUUGUGCGCUGCCGCCCACACAGUAUUAACCCCAGAUAUGGGGAUGCAAGCCAUUCCUACAGGGGUAUUUGGACCACUACCAAAAGGAACAGUUGGAUUAAUCAUUGGCAGGAGCAGUUGGACCAUGAAGGGAUUGUCCAUUUCCCCUGGCGUGAUUGAUGCCGACUAUACUGGGGAAAUUAAAAUUAUGGCUUGUGCCCCCCUUAACAUUAUUAGUAUACCUAUUGAUCAAAGAAUUGCCCAAUUAAUUUUAUUACCCCUUCAUGUGGAAGGAAAGAUUGCCUCACAGAGAGAAAGGAAGGCUGGUGGUUUUGGUUCCUCUGAUGUUUAUUGGGUUCAAUCUAUUUCGGCUCAAAGACCAAAAUUAGAGCUCAUUAUUGAAGGAAAAAGAUUCU